Stegostoma tigrinum is the source of this 1753-nucleotide messenger RNA. It is a transcript of the gene pfn4, whose product is annotated as profilin family member 4. Bases 1042 to 1446 code for a protein of 134 amino acids. The transcript has 6 exons. The record is from RefSeq and is a predicted model, not a curated record. Gene Ontology annotation, molecular function: actin monomer binding. Lineage: Eukaryota; Metazoa; Chordata; Chondrichthyes; Orectolobiformes; Stegostomatidae. Gene Ontology annotation, cellular component: cell cortex.
UCCGCUGGGUGUGUGCAACUGCUCCCCUCUCCCUCCCAGGGGUCUCGACACUGAAUGCGUACCCUUUCGUCCCGCGCGGUGGAAGCAGCCGAGUUCCCCGCGUCCGGCAGCGGUGCGCGUGGUCGGCGCGGUAAGGGGUAACGGUUUGGGAUAACGGCGAUUUAUUUUGAAGGGGUUGGAUCUUCUCGCGCCGGCCGGUCAACAACAGCAGACCGUGGUGCGGUUUCUAUGGCGACGUGUGUUUUUUAAAGAGUUGGGCGGUGACGCCAUGUGAUAGACAUAGACAGAAACCAAUCGCAGUGCGGGAGAUGCCGAAAGGCAACCUAUUGGUGUGUUUCCAAGAUCCAAUCGGAGUGCAAUAGGCGGUGGAACCAGCGCAUUGCCAGAGUGACGGCGACUAUGUCUGCUGGCUGUCUAGGUGGUUGGUGUGGAGACGCCUUGGGCCUCUCGCUACCAAGCGCUGCUGGUAACCAGAGACAUCUCAACAGGUCUGAUCGCAUCUGAUCGAGGGAAACAGCGAUAAUAUGAUUAUGGGGGAGUAGUGCACAGGAACCGCAAAUGAAAAUCGUAUUGGGAUUAGAAAGAGGAACACAUGCAGAACAAUCAUCCUGUUUCUCUAGUCAGGAAGAUCGUAUAUGACCUUCUAUUUCAACAUACUCGCUAACACAUAGUACCUCACAAUUGGAAGAGGAUAAGAACAUGUUCUUCGAACGUUGAAGACCGAUUGGUGUUUGGUUUGUCAUCCUCAUGAUUUACUUUGUGGGUGCUUUAUCAGAUAUCUUGGACUCCAAAAAUUAACUUUGACUUGAAUAUAUUCAGUGACUAAUUGUCGACAGCUUCUGGGACAGGGAAUUCCAGAGAUUUAUAAUCCUCUGAGCAAAUAAAUUUCUCCUUAGUUCAGUCCUAAAUGAAAGACACCUUAUUCUAUCUGGACUCUUUAGCCAUGCAUGCCUUGUGGAUACACUCACAUACACACCUUAGAGGUCCGAACAAUGGCAGGAAAAACGAGAGGAAGUGUUUGUGAGAAACGAUAACUUUAAAAUGGGUGAGUACAAGGAUUUGUUAACUCAGUCUCUUACUGCAACAAAUCACGUUCAAGACUGCGCAAUUAUAAGUUUGAAAACUGCUUCAGUGGUGACAACAUCCAUCGGAUUCAAACUGGAGCCCGAAGAAAUUCAAGCCUUCCUUAAAACUUUCAACCAGCCAAGCAACUUCCGAGAUGAAGGGCUUUACUUUAAGAGCAUAACCUACUCAUGUGUCAGAGCAGAUGACAGUUCGGUGUACGGCAAACGAGAUAACGUUGGCCUGGUGUUAGUAAAGACAGGAUCAUAUAUUAUCUGUGCCACUUACAGGGAGGGGAUGUAUCCAAGUGUAUGUGUUGAAGCUGCAGAGAAACUUGAUGUUGUCAGAUCUGCUGAGUUUCUCCAGUAUUCUCUAUUUGUAUAGGUGAUUACUUUAGAUCAAAGGGUAAAUGAAAGGAUCAAAAACUGGUUUGUUUAUUUAUUGGUGCUACAAACAAACAGAAAAAUCACAGAAAACGACAAAAGCCAAUUGGUAAAUCAAAUCUACUUCCAAAGACCACGUGUAUUACAGACUCUACUCCCCCAUUUCUAUUGCAUACAUGCAUUGAAUGUUUUAUUACAAGAUAGCUAACAAGCCUUGUAAAUCAUUGUAGAAAUCUGUAAAGAGGGAGUUUGCUCAUAAAAGUACAAAUCAAAAACUAGUCUAAAAUUGUUUUUCCACUCUGAAAUUU